Postia placenta MAD-698-R-SB12 is the source of this 1889-nucleotide messenger RNA. RefSeq lists its product as hypothetical. The record is from RefSeq and is a predicted model, not a curated record. Lineage: Eukaryota; Fungi; Basidiomycota; Agaricomycetes; Polyporales; Adustoporiaceae. The transcript has 8 exons. Gene Ontology annotation, molecular function: potassium ion transmembrane transporter activity. The coding region runs from base 184 to 1614 and encodes 476 amino acids. Gene Ontology annotation, cellular component: plasma membrane. Gene Ontology annotation, biological process: potassium ion transmembrane transport.
GCUUGUCUCCCUCCUCCCAGGUCCGCCUCUCCGUCUCACGCCUCCAGUCCUUGUCUCCAGCCGCUCAUUGCUCCCCAGUGGCUGGCUGGUCCCGGCGCUGCUCCCUCAUCGCGGUCCUCUCGUCGCUGCCUUUCCUUGCCCCCGACCAGACACUCAUUCCUUUACCACGCUUGCUGAACAGUCAUGUGCGGUAACUCUACUUGGAAGCGAGAGGUUGUCCCCGACCAUAAGUUUGACUUCGUCGAUACUCGGGACUUCACUGACCAUUCAUGUGGGAUGCGAAUGAAAUACCUGUGGCUCUACAUCACUGUCCUCAUAUCGUUCCUGGUCUACAUUUCCGACAUCUUCACCGCUGUGACCAUGUUGACGUCCAGUACAUGGUCGAACGCGAUCUACAAUAGUUGUCCUCCGACUGAGGAGAACGGCUGUGUGUACAUUCCGUUCAACGUCGGCAAGUGGCUGUUUUUCGGAUGUAUUAUCGCCUCAUUCUUGUUGUUGGCAUAUGAGAUGCGUAAAGCGAAGAAGAUCAUCGCCAGUCGCGAUAUCUCCUACGCAUUCACGAACGUUCUGGCUAACAGCUACUACUCACUACGGUCUUAUGAUCACUUCUGUUUCUUCAACCACAUUUCGAGCUCCACCAAGAGGAUGGAUGACUUUGCCUUCUUCGUGUUCUUUACCUUCAAAGGUUGGAAGCGGUUGAUAUUCGCGGAGGGCCCGCGUCAGUCAAUCAACGCACUCACCUUGUAUGCUCUCUAUCUCUCGAAGGAGGACAAGGGCGCGUGGUACGAUGUCGACAAAUACUUCAGCGGCAAUUCCUACAUCACCAUUGCCCUGACCAUCUCCACUGCCUUCACCACGCUCAUCUUCGCCCUCUCGCUCAUCAUGCUGAUAGCUGCCGGUAUAUGCUAUGUUCCGCUGCUUUGUUACAUUCAGGGAAAUCUCAAGGAAUACUGUUGCUAUAAGGUCGACAAGCGUAUUGCCGAGAUUAUCAAGCGGAGAAACAAGCAGCGUCUCGCGAAGGCUGCGGCUCUUGCUAAGAAAGAGGCUGCCGGUGACUACUCCCACCUCAAGAACAAGAAGGGAGAGUUCAUCGCGAAGCCGCUUCCUCAACCAACGCUGCCCAACGUUAUGCUUGACGACGACGACGACAAGGCUUCCAUGCGCACGCGUGGUCCGGCCCCAAGUGUGUUCAGCGGGCAGAACGACUACUACUUCGAGCAGAAAGGCGCCGCGCAGUUCAGCCCGGACUAUAACCCGGUCGACUAUCCUCCCAUGCCGACCUAUAACCAGCCGUACUCCCAGCACCACCAGUACAGUUCGUCCGUGGGCACGUUUGAGGGGGACCAACAUGCCGCAUAUGAAGACGACUACGGCAGCACGGCCCACCUCACGAGCAGCGCCGCGCCGUUCGCGCGGACAGAGCCUGCGCGGGGGAUGAACAAUCCCUACAGUAUGUACAGCGAAGGGAACGGUGCGGCCCCGCUGGACCCCGAGUAUGCGCACCCGCAACCCGAGGCGUCAUCGGGCAUGGCGUAUGAUCACCAUUCACCAGAGUACCAGGGCCACUACCACGGAGGAUAUGACUACGAUGCAGGGCAGGCUCAUGCUGUGUAGUCAUGCCUCCCAUUCCUUUCUUUUCUCGUGUCUAUAUAUCUUGCACUUUUUUCAUAUAUCUGGCUUGUUUGUUCUUCACGGGCAUCAUCCUCUAACUUACCACACAGUCAAUUCAUUGUACUCUUAGCUUCUGCAUGAUGGACCCGUAUGUGAUCUCGAACUGUGCGGCUUCAGUGGACUUGCAUUGUGCAACAUGGAACACAUUGGCAUAGGACGUGCUAUUUAGCACAUUGUUACUUAUCUGCGACGGUGAUACGAGAAUUUCUCCACUGUUC